CUUGUAUCUGGUUUCGCUGAAAUGUUUGGCACAGAAUUGGUAAAGAAGAAAAAAUACGAGUUCCUCACUGGCGCCAAAGUGGCAAUCUUUACUUACCACGGAUGUGUGCUGAAUGUAAAUGGGAAAACUGACGUUAGCUAUAUUUCAAAAGAAACUCCAAUGGUGCAGUACUUAAAUUGUCAUGCAGCCUUGGAGCAAAUGCGCGUGGAUGCCGAGGAGAAAGACGAACGAGGUCCAGUAGCAAUGGUUGUGGGUCCCCUAGAUGUGGGGAAGAGUACUUUGUCUCGUAUAUUUCUUAACUAUGCGGUGAGGCUGGGGCGACGACCUCUUUAUGCAGACAUUGACGUUGGACAAGGUUCAAUCUCGAUUCCAGGCACUAUAGCAUCGAUACUCAUUGAACGACCUGCUAGCAUCGAGGAAGGAUUUUCUCAGACAGCGCCUCUAGUCUAUCAUUUUGGACAUAAAAGUCCCGGUUCUAAUAAUGUUCUAUACAAGGCGACAGUAGCAAAGAUGGCAGAAGUAACAUUGGAAUCUAUGAAUGUUAAUAAACGAACAAAAUACUCUGGUAUGAUUAUUAAUACAUGCGGUUGGGUGAAAGCGGAUGGGUAUGCUCAUUUGUUGCACACGGCACAAGCAUUUGAAGUGAACGCAAUAUUUGUUCUCGACCAGGAGCGCUUGUACAAUGAGCUUCUGCGGGAUAUGCCAUCAUUCGUUCGCGUCGUUUUGUUGCCAAAGAGUGGUGGUGUAGUGGAGCGAAGUAGGGAUUUGCGUAACGAGCAGCGUGACUUGCGCAUUAAAGAAUACUUCUAUGGAAAUCGUACACCUUUCUACCCAUUCUCAUUCGAAGUAAAAUUCCAAGAUUUGAAAUUGUACAAAAUAGGCGCUCCGCCGUUGCCUGACUCAUGCAUGCCCAUUGGAAUGAAGGCGGAAGACAAUAAAACCAAAGUUGUAGCAGUGACUCCCAGCCCUUCACUACUGCACCACCUCUUAUCAAUUAGCUUUGCCGAAUCGACGGAGGAGGAUAUAAUUGGAACUAAUGUAGCUGGUUUUGUCUGCGUGUAA
Rhagoletis zephyria (snowberry fruit fly) is the source of this 1062-nucleotide messenger RNA. RefSeq names its product protein CLP1 homolog. The record is from RefSeq and is a predicted model, not a curated record. Gene Ontology annotation, biological process: mRNA 3'-end processing; tRNA splicing, via endonucleolytic cleavage and ligation. NCBI's taxonomy places the organism in Eukaryota, Metazoa, Arthropoda, Insecta, Diptera, Tephritidae. Gene Ontology annotation, cellular component: nucleus. Gene Ontology annotation, molecular function: polynucleotide 5'-hydroxyl-kinase activity.